Arabis nemorensis is the source of this 543-nucleotide messenger RNA. The record is from the annotation of a GenBank genome assembly. Lineage: Eukaryota; Viridiplantae; Streptophyta; Magnoliopsida; Brassicales; Brassicaceae.
AUGGCGGCCGUAAAUGGGUAUCAGGGAAAUACUCCGGCUGAUCCUCCGGCGACUAAUGGAUCAAAACAACCUGUUCCUUCGACUAAAACUGUCGAUAGCCAAUCUGUUCUCAAAAGGUUGCAAUCUGAAUUGAUGGGAUUGAUGAUGGGAGGUGAUCCGGGAAUAUCGGCUUUUCCAGAGGAAGACAACAUUUUUUGCUGGAAAGGGACGAUAACAGGAAGUAAAGAGACUGUGUUUGAAGGAACUGAGUAUAGACUUUCGCUCUCCUUCUCUAAUGACUAUCCUUUCAAACCUCCAAAGGUUAAGUUCGAGACAUGUUGUUUUCACCCGAAUGUUGAUGUCUAUGGCAAUAUCUGCUUGGACAUUCUUCAGGAUAAAUGGUCAUCUGCUUAUGAUGUGAGGACAAUAUUACUAUCGAUUCAGAGCCUUCUGGGAGAACCCAACAUCAGCUCACCAUUGAACACUCAAGCAGCUCAGCUCUGGAGCAACCAAGAAGAGUAUAAGAAGAUGGUUGAGAAGCUCUACAAGCCUCUCAAUGCAUGA